AUGGUUCACCAAAUUCUCGGCAAGCAGGUUGGCCUUAUCGGCUUUGGUCUUAUGGGCCUGACUGCGCGUCCUCUACCUGACGAGGACGCUUUCGCCGCCAUUCGCACCGCCCUCGACUCGGGUUGUAACUGGCUCAACGGCGGAGAGUUCUAUGGACCGCCAGAUGCAAACUCACUAGCUCUCAUGCGCCGAUACCUUGAAAAGUAUCCAGAAGAUGCUGAUCGGAUUGUUCUCACCAUCAAGGGAGGCCUGGGCCCUAACUACGUUCCUCUCGGGACCAAGGAGAAUAUUCGCCGCAGUAUCGACGGUUGCCUCGAAACUUUGGGUCCUGUUGGUCGGAUAGCUUCCUUCGAAAUUGGCCGUAAGGACCCCAAUGUUGACUACGAAGAAGACACUCUGGCAGCAAUCAGCGAGUAUGUCAAGGAUGGCAAAAUCGACGGCAUCUCGUGUAGCGAGCUCAACGCCAACACACUCCGAAGUGCCGCAGAGAAGUUCAAGAUUACUGCACUCGAAAUUGAGCUUUCCCUAUUCACCACGGACCCCCUGACCAACGGCCUCCUCGAGGCUUGCGGCGAACUUGACAUCCCGGUUCUUGCUUAUUCACCGCUCGGACGAGGUUUCCUCGGAGGUCAGAUCAAGUCUGUUGAGGAUCUUCCAGCGAAUGACAUGCGUGCCAAGAUCCACCCACGCUGGCAAGGCGAUAACUUCCGCAAGAAUGUCCAGCUGGUUGAUGAUAUUGAAGCCCUUGCAAAGAAGAAGGGAUGCACAGUGAGCCAGAUCGCCAUCAACUGGCUCUUAUCACUCUCUCGUCGCCCAGGGAUGCCUACGAUCGUGCCCAUCCCUGGCUCUACCAAGCCCGACCGUAUCCGUGAGAACGCGACAAUCAUCGAUCUUACAGAGGAGGACUUGCGCGAUAUCGACAGGUUACUUGCAUCUUUUACGCCUGCCGGUGACAGAUAUCCGCCUCAACACAUGAAAUACGUCAGUGCUUAG
Molecule: messenger RNA, 993 nt
Organism: Fusarium mangiferae
Lineage: Eukaryota; Fungi; Ascomycota; Sordariomycetes; Hypocreales; Nectriaceae
Product: putative pyridoxine 4-dehydrogenase
Exons: 3
Coding region: 1-993 (330 amino acids)
Cellular component (GO): cytoplasm
Source: RefSeq, a predicted model, not a curated record